AUGCGAGAGGGGAACGGAACACCGUCGGCGUCUGGCAACGGGGCAGGCACCCCCCAUCCAAAUGGGCGCGGCCGCGAGUUGGGCGACACCGGGCCGCCGAGCAACGUCCGCAGGCAGUUCGCCAUUCCAAAACUGGAUGAGAAGCAACUGGAGAUGAAGCUGCAGGAGGCACACGGGCCCGCCGCCUCGUAUGUCGUGGCUGAAGGAGGAGUGGGCAGCGGCACGACAACAGCGGCAAACGUCACUACGGAGGCGGCGGCGGUGACGGAGGCAAGCUCCAUACCACUGAACUCAAAUGCCCCAGCGUUUGUGCUCGGGGCAGGGAAUAGGUACGCUGUGGCGAACGCGAUUGCCGUUGAUAGCCCCUCUGUGAGCGCCACGGCUUUUGCAAGCAUGCAGUGCCAGUCCCAGCAGUAUCAGCUUCCACAUGUGGCUCCAACCGACCAAGAGGUUUAUCUCUCACAAAGUCUGCUCCAAAUGUGUCCUCGGGAGAUAUUGUUGUGGGUCUUGCACUCACUUGUGGAGGAAUCUCCGGUGCUUGCUCCCUACAUUCGUAUGCGCUGUGAAAAGGCCCUUCUUGCGAUUUCCCAGCAACAGCAGCAGCAACAACAACAACAGCAACAACAACAACUGCAGGCCCCAACGGUUGGACUUUUUGCAACUCAUGCUGCUGGUGCCCCUACAGGGAAUGCAGCAUGGGUGCCACAUCUUCCUGCAGCCAACUAUGAAAGCCCACGAGCUUCCUCAUACACAAGCGCUGCAUCUCCGCAUGUUGGUAGUGCCCGUAAGGGACGGGGGAGCAAGGCUCGAGAGGAAGGAAUUUGCAGCUUGCAUAAUAACGUGCGUUCCAUGAAUCACCUGCAGCUUAAUAAGCAGUCAGGACUGUACGAGUGUGUGCACGGUUUUCAUUGCCUUGAGGACGGAGGGUCUGCCGCUGUUACACCGUGCAACUUCAAGAACGCCAGCGCCGCAAGUAACCUUAGCCUGGGUGCCAGCAAAACCUACGUCACUAACCCCAAUUUGGGGGCCCAGCACGCUUUCAAGGCGUCACAAUGGCAAUCCCGGCAAACGAAGGAGGGCAAAAGUGCCUUUAAUGAAAACGUUGGCAUCGUCAAGACAAUGACCCCAACGGCCUCAACUGCCCCAAAACUCCAAAAUGUUCCCACCGCUGUCACCGCCAGCGCUGUCAGCAGCAGCAGCAGCAGUCAUUGCAACAACAACAACAACAACAACAACAACCUACAAACCAACGGUAGACCACGCGUUGCCGGGUGCAAUAAGAACGGAACCGAUGACCCCGUGCACCAUGAGUCAGGUGGGCUCUACGUGAAGGGUGACACACCGGGAUUUACUUGUGAUAUGAACAUACUGCAAAACCUACUUCAAACUGUUCGUGAGCUAGCCACGGAGGAAGGAGAGUAA
Trypanosoma conorhini is the source of this 1422-nucleotide messenger RNA. RefSeq lists its product as uncharacterized. The record is from RefSeq and is a predicted model, not a curated record. NCBI's taxonomy places the organism in Eukaryota, Euglenozoa, Kinetoplastea, Trypanosomatida, Trypanosomatidae. Bases 1 to 1422 code for a protein of 473 amino acids. The transcript has a single exon.